Saitoella complicata NRRL Y-17804 is the source of this 1074-nucleotide messenger RNA. RefSeq names its product RNA-binding protein. Lineage: Eukaryota; Fungi; Ascomycota; Saitoellomycetes; Saitoellales; Saitoellaceae. Gene Ontology annotation, biological process: ribosomal large subunit assembly; rRNA processing. Gene Ontology annotation, molecular function: rRNA binding. The record is from RefSeq and is a predicted model, not a curated record. Gene Ontology annotation, cellular component: preribosome, large subunit precursor. The transcript has a single exon. The annotation marks the transcript as partial.
AUGGCAAAGCGAAGACAAAAGCAGAGAACGCAUGUCAAGAAGGAUGCGGAUGCUACUGCCGCCGGCCAAAAAAUCCCAAAGUCGAUGGUGAUCAGGACUGGUGCGAAUGAGAUCGGUGCCUCGCUCUCGCAGCUUGUCAGGGAUUUUAGGAGGGUUAUGGAGCCGCAUACUGCGUCACGGUUGAAGGAGAGAAAGGCGAACAGGCUGAAGGAUUUCGUGACGAUGGCGGGGCCGUUGGGGGUUACGCAUCUCAUGCUCUUCUCCCGAUCCGAGAACGGGGUUAACCUCCGUAUUGCGCGCACACCCCGAGGACCGACUCUUCAUUUCAAGGUCUCGUCGUAUUCUUUGGCACGGGAUAUCCAGAAGACACAGCGGAAUCCGAAGAGUCCGGGCGCGGAGUACCUCACCCCUCCACUUUUGGUGUUGAACAACUUCAAGGCAUCGGGUGGGAAGGAUGCGCCGUACGAGACGCUCUUGACCUCCACCUUCCAGAAUUUGUUCCCGCCGAUUAGCGCGCAACACACCUCCCUCGCCUCCAUCCGCCGUGUACUCCUAUUGCACCGUGACCCCAACGACCCUGAGGGCGCAAUCGAUUUGAGACAUUACGCCAUCACGACAAAGGCUGUGGGUGUCGGACGUGGUGUUAGGAAGUUGGUCAAUGGAGAUGGUGUCGCGGAUUUGGGACGGGUAAAGGAUAUCGCGGAUUAUGUCUUGCAACAGGAUGCUGGGUAUAAUUCUGAGAGUGAGGUUGAGGAUGAUGCGAAGGUUGAGGUUAAGCGCGAGGACGGAGGCGCGAGGAGGAGGGGGCAGGGGGAGGGAACCCAGCAACGCGCUAUCAAAUUGGUCGAACUCGGACCUAGGAUGAGGUUGCAUUUGACGAAGGUUGUGGAGGGUGUGUGUGACGGAAAGGUCCUCCACCACGCUCACAUCAAAAAGACAGCCGCCGAAGAACGCGAACAGGAACGGAAACACAAGGAGAAGAUCAAGCUUAAGGAAGCCCGCAGAAAGGAGCAGGCUGAUAAUGUUGCACGCAAGAAGGCGGAGAAGGACGCGAUGAAGGUGAAGAGAGACGAG